Arachis duranensis is the source of this 813-nucleotide messenger RNA. RefSeq lists its product as uncharacterized. Gene Ontology annotation, biological process: proton transmembrane transport. The record is from RefSeq and is a predicted model, not a curated record. Gene Ontology annotation, molecular function: voltage-gated proton channel activity. NCBI's taxonomy places the organism in Eukaryota, Viridiplantae, Streptophyta, Magnoliopsida, Fabales, Fabaceae. The transcript has a single exon. Gene Ontology annotation, cellular component: plasma membrane. Bases 1 to 696 code for a protein of 231 amino acids.
AUGAAUAACUUGAAAUCUAUCAAUGUUUCAUUUGAAACCCAUCAAACACAACCUCCUAGUAGAUCUUCUAUCCAAAUCCUAGAUUCAUCAAUCCAAAGUCUAAUAAGAUCAUGGCAAAGAAGGCAAAGGUGGCUACAUGUUUUCGCCACAUCAAUUCAACACCAACAAGUUAUGAACAAUAAUGCACCAUGGAGGAACCAUUUGGCCAAUUUCCUACAAUCAAAUUGGGUUCAUUUGUUUUCAAUCUCAUUGCUCAUUGUGGACCUCAUCAUCACAAUUCUUGAGCUAUCUUCAUCUUUGGUUUCACCAUGUCAUCAACAAAGGGUGAACAAGGUAGAUAAACUUGGUCUACAUUGGAUUGGAAUUAGUAUCCUUAGUUUACUUUCGUUAAAGUCUAUGGCUUUGCUAGUGGGGUUAGGCUCCUCAUUCUUUAAGCAUUUUGGGUAUGUUAUGGAUGGAGUUGUGACCAUUGUGGCUCUGUUUUUGGAAGUGUUUCUUGAGAGAAAAGGAGGUAGUUUAUUGAUUGUAGUGAGUUUGUGGCGUGUGAUUAGAGUGGUGGAGAGUGUAUAUGAGUUAAGUGAUGAAACAAUUGAAGCUCAAAUUGAAGGUAUAGUUUGUCAAUUUGAGGCACUCAAAGAAGAGAACAUGAGGCUCUUAGAAACAAUCCAAGAAAAAGCUCAAGAAGGAUUUGGAUAAAUGUAGGCAUUGAAUUUGAAGCCCCCCAACCAAAUCAUGAAUUCAAGAAAUUUUGAUGUUCACAUUGUGACCUAUUUAUUGGUUAAAGGCAUUUUCAAUUCUCCAUCAAUGACUAUU